Messenger RNA from Aspergillus saccharolyticus JOP 1030-1, 1550 nucleotides. Its product is annotated as 3'(2'),5'-bisphosphate nucleotidase. The coding region runs from base 154 to 1410 and encodes 418 amino acids. The transcript has a single exon. The record is from RefSeq and is a predicted model, not a curated record. NCBI's taxonomy places the organism in Eukaryota, Fungi, Ascomycota, Eurotiomycetes, Eurotiales, Aspergillaceae. Gene Ontology annotation, molecular function: 3'(2'),5'-bisphosphate nucleotidase activity. Gene Ontology annotation, biological process: phosphatidylinositol phosphate biosynthetic process; sulfate assimilation.
UCUCCAUUCAUGGAGAUUACAAUUACCAGUUAUUCUUAUACCUAUUUAUUACAAGUGUCAAAUUGUUAAGAAUUCUUUCAUUGACUACCACACACUGCAAACGAGAAUUAGAAGCUAGAUUGACUGUGGCGUACUCGUCUUCUUCAGGUUUGAAUGGGUCUCCGGUCGCCGAACUCGGCGGAUCCCAGCUCCAUCCGCAAACCGCGACGGUCCAUCGUCUCCCGUCUCGUUGUCUACUCCACUCUGCUACUCGGGGUCAGUAUCAUCUUAAAAGCCCGCCACCAUCUGCUUUCCCCCCUUCUCCCCCACUUCCACUCAACCGCCGUCUCCUCCCCUACCCAACCCGCAACCAUGGCCUACCAACAAGAACGCUACAUUGCCGAGCUCGCCGUCCAGCGCGCAACCCUCCUGACCCAGGAGGUCUUCAACGAGAAGGCCAAGGGCACCGUGUCCAAGGACGACAAGUCGCCCGUCACCAUUGGCGACUUCGGAGCUCAGGCGCUGAUCAUUCAGGCCAUCCGCAAGAACUUCCCCAACGAUGAGAUCGUCGCCGAGGAGGAGGCCAGCACCCUCCGGGAGGACAAGGCGCUGAGCGCCGAGAUCUGGCGUCUCGUCAAGGACAUCAAGCUGGAGGACAGCGAGAGCGACAGCCUCCUGGGCGGCGCCCUGCCCAGCGAGGAGGCGAUGCUGGACAUCAUCGACGAAGGCAAGAGCGCGGGCGGGGCCAAGGGCCGCGUCUGGGCCCUCGACCCCAUUGACGGCACCAAGGGCUUCCUGCGCGGCGGCCAGUACGCCGUCUGCCUCGGCCUGAUCGAGGAUGGCGACGUAAAGGUUGGCGCCAUCGGCUGCCCCAACCUGCCCGUCAACGACGCCGAGACCCUGUCCGCCGGCAUCGGGUCUGAGCAGUCCAGCGGCGCCGGCCACGGCGUCCUCUUCUCCGCCAUCCAGGGCGAGGGUGCCAUCAGCCGGCCCCUGACCAACGCCGGUCUCGCCGAGAGCAAGUCCAUCUCCAUGCGGCCCGUGCCGGAUAUCGCCCAGGCCGUCUUCUGCGAGGGUGUUGAGGCGGCCCACUCCGCCCAGGGUGACAACGCCGCCGUCGCCCAGCGUCUGGGCAUCACCGCCCCCAGUGUGCGUCUUGACUCCCAGGCCAAGUACUGCUCCAUUGCCAGAGGCGCCGGCGACAUCUACCUGCGCCUCCCCGUGAAGAAGGACUACCAGGAGAAGAUCUGGGACCACGCCGCCGGAGACUUGAUUGUCCGCGAGGCGGGCGGUCAGGUCACUGAUAUUUACGGUCAGAGACUGGACUUCAGCAAGGGCCGGACCUUGGCUGCCAACAAGGGUGUCGUCGCCGCCCCCAAGGCCAUCCACGACCAAGUGAUUGACGCGGUGAAGGUUGUUCUGAACUUGUAAAGAGGUUACGAUUCAUAAUUUCCCUGUUAUUGCAUAAUUUGUGAUGUUUUUUUUUUCUGGCUGCAUAAACUUGUCAAGCUAUAUCCACGCUAGAUGCGUCUAAAAGUACACACACACACACACAAACAAAAAGACCAAUC